Molecule: messenger RNA, 405 nt
Organism: Diorhabda sublineata
Lineage: Eukaryota; Metazoa; Arthropoda; Insecta; Coleoptera; Chrysomelidae
Product: matrix metalloproteinase-18-like
Exons: 1
Coding region: 1-405 (134 amino acids)
Biological process (GO): extracellular matrix organization; collagen catabolic process
Molecular function (GO): metalloendopeptidase activity
Source: RefSeq, a predicted model, not a curated record
AUGCUUCUUCUUCUUCUACUAUUUCUAUCUUUAGUUGCAAGUGAAAAAAUUGAUAUAAAUUAUGCCGUAAAAUAUAUGGAAAGAUUUGGAUAUUUUAACAAGUCGAAACAUGAUGUCACAGAUAUGAUAUCGAUUUUAAGAGAUUUUCAAGAGAAAUUCAAUUUACUUGUAGAUGGCACUCUUAAUCCUGAGACAAUUCAACUAUUAGAGCGACCUCGUUGUAGUGUAGGUGAAAAUUAUGAUGGUGAACAUUCGUAUAGUGUUAGAACAAAAUGGAAAAAAACUAACCUAACUUGGUAUUUUCCUCAAGCCACACCGCCAUACGUUGCUGCUGCUGAAAAGGCAUUUAAUAUUUGGCAAGAAAAUUCCAAAUUUACAUUUAAAGGAGUAACGAUUCUAACAUAA